Messenger RNA from Mercenaria mercenaria, 14381 nucleotides. Its product is annotated as serine/threonine-protein kinase BRSK2-like. NCBI's taxonomy places the organism in Eukaryota, Metazoa, Mollusca, Bivalvia, Venerida, Veneridae. The transcript is spliced from 19 exons. Gene Ontology annotation, cellular component: cytoplasm. The record is from RefSeq and is a predicted model, not a curated record. Gene Ontology annotation, biological process: intracellular signal transduction; protein phosphorylation; microtubule cytoskeleton organization. The coding region runs from base 900 to 2963 and encodes 687 amino acids. Gene Ontology annotation, molecular function: protein serine/threonine kinase activity; ATP binding; tau-protein kinase activity.
UUUGGUUAUGUAUAUGAGCUGGUGUCUCAGUUAUCACUUGCGGAAAUGGAUUGUAUGCCAUGCAGUGCACAGGUCCCAUAAAUUUGCUUUGCUUUGCUUUUUCACCAACUUAUGCCCCUUUUUCAACUUAAUAAUUAUAAUCUCAUUAAUUCAGAUCUAUGUUUUCAUAUAUUUUUUUUAAUUUUCGUGACAUGGUUGUUAAACAAUCAAAUGUUGUUUUUUUUGUGUGUUUUUUUUUUGUUAUUUGCUUGAAGUUCCACAAUGCUUUAAAUUUUAUGGCAAAAUUAGUAAACCAGGGGAAAGUACUCGUGCAGGAAUAUUUAUUUCUGCUGCUGAUGCUGAGCGUUGUUAAGAGUGACGCACCUUGAACAAUUUGCAGCGCGCGCACCUGUCAUUUUUCUGUAAUCGAUAAUCAGAGUGAUUGACAAGGAAAGUGGAUGUAGGGCUGAAUUUUCUUUAUUUGUAGUUUCUAAGCUAUACUUUAACCUAAUGUUUUUCCAUCGGAGUUCAGUCAGUGAAUUUCUCGGAAUGUGAAUAGGUACAAUUUUUAAAUUCGACCCAAUGUUCGGUGCAAACGGUGCCAUUUUUCUCGGAGAGUAUAAUUCAGUCUCGUGCAAUGUUCGUGCCAAUCAUGGGUUUUGGAAGUAUUCGUGAUAACAGUUUAAGCUAUUCAUUAAAGGAAUAUCUUUAUGCUUGAGUGUUUAAAAAUUAUUGUCUUCAGACCAAAUCGUCUUUAGAAACGACCCAUUAAUUAUAAUUAAUUGAUGAUGAUUUAUGUUUGUUUCAGUAUGAAAAUGUAGGAUAUAUUAGAGAUACAUUCAUGUAUGUGGAAUAAGGUUUGGGGCUUAAAUGAUUGUGAUGACAUAGCAGAGUAGUGAAGAAGUAUAUGGUAAUUUAGUAUGUCUCAUCACCACCACCGUGUGAAUUCAUUGCGAGAUAGGGAAGAACAAUAUGUGGGUCCCUACAAGCUCGAGAAAACCCUGGGAAAGGGGCAGACAGGACUUGUGAAGCUGGGCGUGCACUGUGUUACUGGAAAACGUGUAGCCAUUAAAAUUGUUAACCGAGAAAAACUCAGCGAAUCAGUAUUAAUGAAGGUUGAGAGAGAAAUAGCUAUCAUGAAGUUGAUUGAACAUCCACAUGUGUUAGGCUUGUUUGAUGUCUAUGAAAACAAAAAAUAUUUAUAUUUGGUGCUUGAACAUGUGUCUGGUGGUGAACUGUUUGACUAUCUUGUCAAAAAGGGACGCCUUACUCCCAAAGAGGCUAGGCGUUUUUUCAGACAAAUAAUUUCUGCUCUAGAUUUCUGUCACAGUCAUAAUAUAUGUCACAGAGACUUAAAGCCAGAAAACUUGUUGCUGGAUGAGAAAAAUAAUAUCAGGGUGGCAGAUUUUGGUAUGGCAUCUUUGCAAGUGGAAGGCUCAAUGCUUGAAACAAGCUGCGGGUCUCCACAUUAUGCCUGCCCAGAAGUUAUUAGGGGUGAGAAGUAUGAUGGAAGAAAGGCUGAUGUUUGGAGCAGUGGUGUUAUACUUUAUGCACUUUUAGUGGGAGCUCUCCCAUUUGAUGAUGAUAAUUUACGGCAACUGCUGGAAAAGGUGAAGAAAGGGGUAUUUCACAUUCCACAUUUUGUACCUCCAGAUUGCCAAAAUUUACUACGAGGUAUGGUAGAAGUGGAUCCUGAAAAACGUUUAACUUUAGAAGAAUUACAUCGGCAUCCCUGGGUAACAAUGGAUUGCCACGAUCACUUAGAAUUAGAAUUACCUGUUGUACAAGUUGUUCAGACAUCCAUCAUACCGACAGUAGAAGAUUUAGAUCCAGAUGUUUUGUCUACUAUGAACUCUUUACAAUGUUUUAAAGACAAAGAUAGAUUAAUACGGGAAUUGUUAAAUAGUCGGCAUAAUACAGAGAAGGUGAUAUAUUUUUUACUGUUAGACAGAAAACUCAGGAAUCCUUGUGUUGAAGACGAAAUAGAAAUACGACACAGAUCAGAAUCUGCUGAUCCACCCAGAAAGAGAAUCGAUGCAGUACAGCUCAAUGGUCAGCCAAGCAGGAAAGCUAGUCUAUCUUCUGGUAGUCAGAAUGGCUCUCCGGUCUUGAGUCCAAAACAUGCAAGAGGCACACCAUCCCACAGUCCCAGUCCAACCCCGCCAACAUCACCUAGUGUUCAGAAUACGCCUUGGAAAUCUCGACUUCAUACAAUCAAAAACAGCUUCCUCGGCUCACCAAGGUUUCAUAGAAGAAAACUACAAGGUAUACCAUAUCCAUACCAUGGGGCAAAUGGGGUUUGCGCCCUUAGGGAGCCCCUUCUACUUCCAGUGCCUACAGAAGAAUCUAUCACCAUGACACCGGACUCUUCUCCUGAAAUGACAAAGAAGUCAUGGUUUGGUUCACUGAUGGGUUCCGAGCGAGAGGAGCACCAUUUUGUGAUGGUGCGAGAUAAACCUCUGUCACAAAUCAAAGCUGACCUCAUACAUGCAUUCCUUUCUACACCAGAUCUAUGCCACAGUGUUGUAUCUACAACCACGUUCAGAGCUGAGUACCGGCGAUCCGGCAGUUCAUCUGUUUUCUCGCGUAACGUGAGAUUUCAGGUGGAUAUAACUCCAGCACACGGCACAACUCGGGAACACGAAAUCAGCAUGUACUGUCUUACAUUCACUCACAUCUCAGGACCAUCAAGAAGAUUCCGACGUGUUUGUGAACACAUACAGAACCUCAUGUUGGGUCCACGUGGAGACGCACUGAGCCAGCGGAAGAUUAGCACGGAUAGUUCCUCAUCAUAUACCUCCGAGUGUAGUGCGUCUCCAACCCACAGUAUCUCAGUGACACGUGCAGACUGUGAUGAUGAUACCCCAGUGUUUGAUAGAAUAAGUAAAACCCCUACCCCACAGAGAAGAGAUAUACCUCGAGUGAUCACAAAUGGACGAAGAGUAAUUGUAGAUCCAAGUAUCAGACGAAAGGAUAAGAUGUGACACAGGCUAUAGACCCAUCAAACACAGUCUGGUUUAUGAUCAGAUUUUGUUAAAACAUACAAUAUUGAGAUUUUGAACAACAGACUGGUGCACUUCUGUGUAGAUAUCUGGAAGAACAGACUGAUCCACUCAUACAUGUUAGAAUAGUAGACUGGCUCACAUUUACAUGGAUAUUUGGAUAUCUUAAAAAAUUAGACUGGUGCAAUUCAGCAUAGAUAUCUGGUAAAACAGACUGGUCCAUUCAUAUAUGUUAUAGUAGUAAUAGACUGGCUCACAUGAACAUGGUUUAUAUUCCCUAAGAUAUCUUUGAAAAGCAGACUGUUGCAAUUCAGCAUAGACAUCUGGUAAAACAGACUGGUCCAUUCAUAUGUUAUAGUAGUAGUAGACUGGCUCACAUGAACAUGGAUUAUAUUCCCUGAGAUAUGUUUAAAAAGUAGACUGGUGCACUUUGGAUGAAUAUUAUAAAUGGGGUAAAAUACAGACUGGUUAAGAUUGAUAUUUGUGUUCGGUUCACUUCCAUUUGGUUACCAUGGAAAACUUGACUCACAGAUAUAAGUUGGAAUGGCAGACUGAAGCACUUCAGUAUGUGAAUCUUGAACUUCUGUCGGAUUAACCAAAAAGUACACUUCAACAGGAAAAUGUUUGCUGAUGCAGAUUACAAAUUGGAAGGGUGUAUUAAAAUGUAAAGCUAGAUACUUAAUUAUUUCAUGCCAAGUGCAAAGAAAUGUAACACAGCUAAAUUUUAAAAUGUAUGGAAAGACUGUUAUUGAGUGGAGAAGCAGAACAUUUUUAGGGUUGUUUAUUGCAGCUGGCACAGUCUUAAUGGGGAACUGUGUCAAAACUUAAUAAAUUUUAAAGUUUCAUGCAAUGACUGCUAGAGGGUAAUAAAUGAAGCUCAGAGUGCUUUGAUCAGAGAGAAAAACAUUGAAAAACAAGAACUUGAAUGGUUUUGUGAUUUGUGUACAAUGCACCAACAACAUGUGAAGUAAGCAAGGGACAUAAAAUCUUUCAAUUUAUGUUGGAUUACACAAUUAUGUAGAUGGAAUGAUGUAUGCAUGAUUAUAAAACACUUGAAUUAAUUGGCUGACUGAAUGUGUAGGACAAUUCAGUAUUAUAUACAUAAAUUAUGUAGUUAUAUAUGUAUCAAAGAAAAUCAUUGUAUCGAAGUUAAUUGGACAUUGUUUCAUCCAUUGUUCUGUUUGGGUGAUACUGUUUGUUUGUUUUUGGUUUAACGCCGUAACUUUUUCAGCAGUAUUUCAGUUAUGUAACAGUUAUUGUAACAGGACUUUAAUCUACAAUGUUGUGAUCGAUUCAAGUGGAUUUUGCCACACCUAGAUCCUAGAGGCUGCUUGCUAGAUCCUAGGGGCUGUUUGCUAGAUCCUAGGGGCUGCUUGUGUUGGGUGUGAUACGGUCGGGCAAAAUCCAUGAGAGUCAAAGGCAUCACUCUGAUCAAGGCACAGCUGUAAUGGCCCUUUUAUUAGCUCAACUGUCACAUAGUGAUAGGGUGAGCUUUUGUGAUCACCCUUCAUCUGUCGUCUGUUUGUCCACAGUUUUUGUUAACACAAUAGAGACCACAUUUUACAAUUAAUUUUAAUAAAACUUGCACACAACUUGUAUUGGCUUAAUAUCUCGUUUCCUUUUGAAAACAGGUCAGAUCUCAUCAUGGCGUCAAGAUUUAUGGCCCCUUAAAGGGCCAAAAUUUGCUAUUUUUGGCUUGUGAACAUGAUAGAGACCACAUUUUGCAAUCAACUGUAAUUAAACUUGCACACAACUUGUUUUGGCAUAAUAUCUUGGUUCCUUUCAAAAACAGGCUGGAUCCCAUCAUGGGUUCAAGAGUUAUGGCCCCUUAAAGGGCCAAAAUUUGCUAUUUUGGCCUGUGAACAUGAUAGAGACCACAUUUUGCUAUUGAUUUUAAUCAAACUUGCACACAACUUGUAUUUGCAUAAUAUCUUGGUUCUUUUUGAAACUGGCCAGAUCCCAUCAUGGGUUCCAGAGUUACGGCCCCUUAAAAAUUGCUAUUUUAGCAUUGCAGCCAUAUAGAGACUUCAUUUAUGGUUUGAUUUGAAACAAACUUGCAAAAUAUCUUUAACAACAAUAGAUCUUGGAUUCCAUGAUGAGACUGGCAGAUCCAAGCAUAGGUUCAGAAGAUACAGCCUCUGAAAGAACAAAAAAAUUUUGAUUUUACCUUGUGAACACGAUAGAAGUGAUAUUUUACAUUCCAAUGUAAUUUUAACUCCACUUACAACUUAAGUCACAAUAGUAUUUCGGUUUCUUUCAAAAACUGUCUAGAUUCCGUCAUGGGUUCUAGAGUUACUGCCCUUAAAAGUGGAAAAAAAUUUCUAUAUUGGCCCUUUCAGCCAUAUAAAGAUUUUGUUUAUGCUUUGAUUUAAAAUCAAAGGAUAAGCAUGUUUACAUUCUAGGGGACACAUUUUUAAUACAAAUGUACUAUCUUUAUUAAACUUGGUCAGAAUGUUUGUUAUCAUAAAGUCUUGGAUGAUCGAAUGAUCAAUAUCUUGAAGUUUGAUUCUUGGUCAUGUGGGGUAACAAAUUAGGUCACUAGGUAAAAUCAAAGAAAAUGCUUGUGUACACUCAAGAGGCCACAUUUUGGCCCAAUCUUGAUGAAAAUUGGUCAGAGUAUUUGUCUCCAUGAAAUCACUAGGUAAACCUGUUCACAUUGUUAUGGUGUGUUACUCAGAUGAGCAACCUUGGGCCAUCUUGGCCCUUUUGUUAUAUACAGAUACCUACUUCUAGUACUAUAUCAUCUGGAACUGAAACCAGUUUGAAACUGAACUAUUUGGUGUACGUAAAAUCGAGACCCCAUCAUAUUAACUUCAUUUUGGACAUCUUAGUUGAUGUCAACUGGAGCAAAUAGUCCAGCCAUUUGAAUAUAUUCACUUACCUGAUGGAAGUUGAAUACAAGCUGUAUUAUAGAAAGAAAAUACGUUGGUGUGUCAGAAAUUAACAUAACUGUGCAAUAUUAAAAAUAAAGUUGUGCAAUAUAGGCUAUAUUUAUUCCAAGCUGGAAAUGUGCAAUUUAGAAUAUUUGUAUUUAUACUUUGUAUUGUUGUGAAAUACAUGCUGCAUGAAUUACAUAUUAUGAGCUGCGCCAUGAGAAAAGCAUCUGCUCAGAUUGGUCAGGAUCCAUGCUGUUCACUUUCAAAGCCUGUUGCAAUUAGAGAAACCGUUAGUGGCCAGUGUGGAUCCGAACAGACUACGCAGAUGAGCAGGCUGGUCUUGAUCCAUGCCGGUAGCAAAGCCACUGUGUUGGUUUUCUCAUGGCUUGGUUCAUAUGCUGACACAAAAUUCAGAAGUGCAAAGUUAACUUUAUUUAUUACACAGUUAUUACUUUAUUUAUUAUCAUAUGUUAUUUAUUGGGAAGAUGCAAUAUGAUUUAAUUUAUUUUUAGCUCCACUAUUCAGAAAAUAUGGGUGCUAUUCUACUGGCGUCGGCUAAGCUUUGAAAUUUUUUGUUAAAGUUUUUCAGCAACCUUUGUUUUUCUUCGUAACUAUGGCUUAUAUCUUACUGUAAAUUCACAUUAACAUUGUUCAGCAUGCAAACAAAGCAUUUGCAGGGGCUGCACCCAUUAUACCCAAGGUCAAGGUCACCAAGGUGUUAUACUUUAUUGGUUAUUUUUUAUGUUAAAGUUUUUCGGCAACCUUUGUUUUUCUGUCAUAUCUUUGUUACUAUUGCUUAUAUCUUACUGUAACUUCACAUUUACAUUGUCCAGCAUACAAACAAAGCAUGUGCAGGGGAUGGGCCCAUUAUACAGAAGGUCAAGGUCACCAAGGUGUUAUAUUUAGGUUAUUUUUAAUGUUAAAGUUUUUUGGCAACCUUUGUUUUUCUGUCAUAUCUUUGUUACUAUUGCUUAUGUUUUACUGUAACUUCACAUGAACAUAUAUGAAAAUAUCUUCCUUUUAAAGUAGAGGUCUCUUUUUGAGACAUAAAUUCAUUUUACUGUCAAAUUGCCGAAUAUUGGAGAACGCUGUCUUACGGACAGCUCUUGUUAUUACUCCAUGCUGAAAAAAGCAUAUUUUCUGUCUUAAGUUAAAGAUAUUUAAACUUUAUUUGUUAGUUUUCUUGUAGGGAUACUAUAUCACCAAACUUUCCUGGUUUUUCACGAAUAAUUGAUGGUUAGUUUUCAUGAAAUUCACAAAAGAUAUACAUUUCCAAAAAAGGUUGUAAGUGUGCAGAUAUAUAUGUCAAUACUUGAUCAAUAUCAGAAUGCAUGAAGAGCUGAAUUGUUUUUUUUUUAAGCAGUUUAUACAACAUUGAGUCUAUUCAAGAUUUUUGUAAUAAAUGCUUAAUGCAUAUUUUUAGUUCACCUGAACUUUGUUCAGGAUGAGCUUUUAGUGUAGGUGGAUAGUCGGUCGUCCGUGAUCAAUGUUUUUACUUAAACAUCUUCUUCUCUGAAACUGCUGGUCAGAAUUACACCAAAUUUUGUCAGUAGCGUCCUUGUGUGGACUUCUGUCAAGUUGGUUUACAUUGGCUCCUUUUAAGGGCCGCCAGAGCCAAAAACAGAAAAAAAACUUUAAAGAACUUCUACUUGUGAACCAUUUGAUUGAUCUUCAAACCUUAUCGGUAGCAUCAUUACAAGGUCUUCUCCCAAAUUUGACCAAGUGAGGACAUUUGGCCCCCGUUUUGGGCCACUGAAGCUAAAAAUAGAAAUACCUUUAAAAUACUUUUUCUCAUGAAUUUUGAAGGAUCUUCAUCAAACUUGGUCUGUAGGAUUAUUAUAUUGUUCUCUCCCAAUUUGAUAUAAAUGGGGGCACUCGGCCCCUUGUAGUGGCCAUUAGAGCUAAAAUUAGAAAUACUGUUAAACAUCUUUUUCUCAUGAACUUUUGGAAGGAUCUUCAUUAAACAUGGUUUAUAGCAUUAUAAAAUCGUCUCUCAAUUUGCUGAAUUAUGGGCAGUCGGUCCCUUGUAAGGGCUGCUAGGACUAAAAAUAAAAAUAGCUUUUAAAAAUUACUGCUUUUGAACUGCUUUAUGGAUCUUCAUCAAACUUGGUUAGUAGCAUUAUUAUAAGGUCAUCUCCCAAAAUUUGUUCAAUCAGUGGGAGAGUAGCCCCUUUUAAAUAGAAAUACAUUUAAAUGACUUCUUCUCAUGAAUUGCUUGAUGGGUCUUCAUCAAACCUUGUCUGGAGCAUCAUUAUAAGGUCCUUUACCAUGUUUGUUUAAUUGGGAGCUUUUGGUCCCUUUUAGGGACAACUGGAGCUUGAAAUAGAAAUAACUUUAAAGUUCCUGAUCUGCUUGAUGGAUCUGCAUCUAACAUGGUCUGUAAUACCAUUAUAAGGUCUUAUGCCAAAUUGGUUCAAAUGGGGACACUGGCCGUUUUAUAGGAACCACUAUCGUUAAAAUAGAAAUACUUUUGAAUGAUUUCUUCUGAUGGUUAGUGCAUGACACUAAGCAUGCAAAAUACUCAUUUAUAGAGAAAUCUUUUAAUAAGUUUUGUUUUAAUGAACAGCUUAAAGGAUUUUUACGAAACCUAGUGAGAAGCAAAGUCAGAUGAUUGAGGUUUUCUUCAGGUGAGCAAAUCAGGCCCAGUUGGGCUUCUUGUUAAAAAUCUUUAAGGAAUGAAGUAUGAAUGGAUUGACUUCAUUAAAUCCCCCCAGUCAUGUAAUUCUUAAAGUCAAGUUCCUGACAUUUUACACCUGUGAUGGGGAUAUAUUUGGUCUACUGAAAGGUUGACAGUUCCAUUUUCUAGUUAUACCCUCACAAAGAAAUUUGGGGGAUAUAUAGGAGUGACCAUGUAGAUUAAGUUCGACUGUGAGGUCAGAAGGUCAAGGUCACAAUGACCCGGAACAGUUAAACAGUUUUCAGAUGAUAACUUGAGAACAUUGGGGCCUAGGAUCAUAAAUUUUGGUACACAGGUGUAACAUCAUAAAAUACAGAUCAAGUUUGAUUUGACGUCAAUAGGUCAGAGGUCAAGGUCACAAUGACCUGAACCAGUUAAAUAGUUUCUGGAAGAUAACUUGAGAAUGCUUGGGCCUAGGAUCAUAAAGUUUGGAACACAGGUGUAACAUCAUUAAAUACAGGUCAAGUUCGACUUUGAGGUCAAAGGUCAAGGUCACAAGGAACCAGAACAGUUAAAGUUGAGCACACUUGGGCCCAGAAUCCUGAAAGUGGAUAAGGAAGUUGGUCAUGACCAGUAGAUGACCCCUAUUGAUUUUAGGUCAGUAGGUCAAAGGUCAAGGUCACAGUUACCCGGAAAUGUUAAACCAUUUCUAGACAAUAACUUCAGAACACUUGGGCGUAGGAUCAUGAAAGUUGAUAGGAAGGUUGGUCAUGACCAGCAGAUGACCCCUAUUGAUUUUGAGGUCAGUAGGUUUUAUUUACACAGAAUGAUAUAACUUUUUUUGCAGGAUUGACAGAUUUAAGUAAUUUUUGAUGCACCGGUGUAACAUCAUCAAAUAGAGAACGAGUUCGACUUUGACAUUGGCUUACUUCUGUGACAAGGCUGUAUUGUGGGGGUAUAAACCAUCACUCCAGUGACAGCUGUAGUUGAAAGUGGUUUUAAAUGUAUGAGAAUUAUCAAUAGAUACAGGACAUAGAAGGUUCACUGGGUGGCUGUUGUCUUUUUGUCUUACUUGUGAUUCCUCAGAGAUGAUAUUUUUUCUUUACUAGGAUUCUGUACCAAAUUUGGACCAAAUCAUCUUAUACAAAACAGAAACCAAUAAUACCUCUGCCAGUAUCAAGCUAUGUUACCAAGUUAACCCUUACCAUGCUAAAUUUCUAUAAUGAACUUGUCCAUCUUUCAGUUUGGACAGGACCAUUAACUGUUAAAAGGGGUGCUUACCAAAAAGAUACUGACUGAAUAGCGAACAGUGCAGGUCAUGAUCAGACUGCACAUCCAUGCAGUAUGAUCAUGAUCUACACUGGUCACAAAGGCAGAAUCAGUCGUGUCCAGCAUGAGAAGGGUUAACAUAGAAAAUUAAUUAAAUUCCCAGUUCUAAAUUGAAAACAAUAUACUCAGGUCUAAUUUAUCUAGACAAAUACAGGUGUUUUACUAAGAUUUCAUUGGGCCUACAGUUUACUAGCAGUGAUUGGAAAUUGCUGUAGUUUUAGCAAGGAAUAAACAAAUAAGGAAUUAGUAUAAAAAUAAUUAAAUGACCAAUGUUUCAGUACCUCAUAUAUAUUUAGUUAUACAUGAAUUAUUAUGUAUUCAAUGUGUUAUAUGAUUUCUUGUUUGUUUUAGUUAAUCAUCUUGAUACAUUUUCAUUUUUUGCUUGUUCAGGAAGUGUUUGUUCAUACAUGUUCAGAACAUUACUGCUUCUGGUAAGAGAAACAUAGUUUCACUUCAUAGACUGCUUGUUUAAAAUCUAAGAAAAAUGAGUCCGUUGAAAUGAAUAUUUAAUAUUUCUGUUGUUGUUUUUUUGUACCAUUUUUAGCUCACCUGUCACAAAGUGACAAGGUGAGCUUUUGUGAUAGCGCGGUGUCCGUCGUCCGUUGUCCGUCCGUGCGUCCGUAAACUUUUGCUUGUGACCACUCUAGAGGUCACAUUUUUCAUGGGAUCUUUAUGAAAGUUGGUCAGAAUGUUCAUCUUGAUGAUAUCUAGGUCAAGUUCGAAACUGGGUCACGUGCCAUCAAAAACUAGGUCAGUAGGUCUAAAAAUAGAAAAACCUUUUGACCUCUCUAGAGGCCAUAUAUUUCACAAGAUCUUCAUGAAAAUUGGUCAGAAUGUUCACCUUGAUGAUAUCUAGGUCAAGUUCGAAACUGGGUCACGUUGGGUCAAAAGUUAGGUCAGUAGGUCUAAAAAUAGAAAAACCUUGUGACCUCUCUAGAGGCCAUAUUUUUCAUGAGAUCUUCAUGAAUAUUGGUCAGAAUGUUUAUCUUGAUGAUAUCUAGGUCAAGUUCGAAACUGGGUCACGUAGGGUCAAAAACUAGGUCAUUAGGUCUAAAAAUAGAAAAACCUUGUGACCUCUCUAGAGGCCAUAUUUCUCAAUGCAUCUUCAUGAAAAUUGGUCAGAAUGUUCAUCUUGAUGAUAUCUAGGUCAAGUUCGAAACUGGGUCACGUGGGGUUAAAAACUAGGUCAGUAGAUCUAAAAAUAGAAAAACCUUGUGACCUCUCUAGAGGCCAUAUUUUUCAUGAGAUCUUCAUGAAUAUUGGUCAGAAUGUUCACCUUGAUGAUAUCUAGGUCAAGUUCGAAACUGGGUCAUGUGGGAUCAAAAACAAGGUCAGUAGAUCUAAAAAUAGAAAAACCUUGUGACCUCUCUAGUGGCCAUAUUUCUCAAUGGAUCUUCAUGAAAAUUGGUCAGAAUGUUCACAUUGAUGAUAUCUAGGUCAAGUUCGAAACUGGGUCAUGUGCGGUCAAAAACUAGGUCAGUAGGUCUAAAAAUCGGAAAACCUUGUGACGUCUCUAGAGGCAAUAUUUUUCAAUGGAUCUUCAUGAAAAUUGGUCAGAAUGUUUACCUUGAUGAUAUCUAGGUCAGGUUCGAAACUGGGUCACGUGGGGUUAAAAACUAGGUCAGUAGAUCUAAAAAUAGAAAAACCUUGUGACCUCUCUAGAGGCCAUAUUUUCAUGAGAUCUUCAUGAAUAUUGGUCAGAAUGUUCAUCUUGAUGAUAUCUAAGUCAGAUUCGAAACUGGGUCACGUGGGGUCAAAAACUAGGUCAGUAGGUCUAAAAAUAGAAAAACCUUGUGACCUCUCUAGAGGCCAUAUUUCUCAAUGGAUCUUCAUGAAAAUUGGUGAGAAUUUUCAGCUUGAUGAUAUCUAGAUCAGGUUCGUAACUGGGUCAUGUGCGGUCAAAAACUAGGUCAUUAGGUCGAAAAAUAGAAAAACCUUGUGACCUUUCUAGAGGCCAUAUUUUUCACGAGAUCUUCAUGAAAAUUGGUGAGAAUGUUCACCUUGAUGAUAUCUAGGUCAAGUUUAAAAGUGGGUCACGUGCCUUCAAAAACUAGGUCAUUAGGUCAAAUAAUAGAAAAACCUUGUGACCUCUCUAGAGGCCAUAUUUUUCAAUGGAUCUUCAUGAAAAUUGGUCAGAAUUUUUUAUCUUGAUGAUAUCUAGGUCACAUGUGCUCAAAAACUAGGUCACUAUGUCAAAAAAUAGAAAUAACGAUGUCAUACUCAGUUGAACACUGGGUCAUGUGGAGAUAGGUGAGCGAUUCAGGACCAUCAUGGUCCUCUUGUUUAUCUGUGUGAUCUAAAUAGUUAUUACUAGGAUAUUUACUGCUAAAGUGAGCAUGUUUAUUGUAAAAUUGCUAUGCGGUUCUCUAACAGGAAGAGGCAAGUACUUGAAAUGCAGCUCAUUGAUUGGUCAGUCUAAAUUUCUGAUUCAUGUUGGAAUUCUUAUAUACUGUAGAAAUAAUUAUUUUAUAAAAGCAAUAUUAAACCAACUGCUUCAAGUUGUACUCGAUUUCAUUGCUCAAAACACUUAUUAAGUUAUAAACAAAAAUCCACCAAUUAACACUAGUGAUUCUUAAAAAGGCUAUUUCUAUUUUUAUGUUUGCUCUUUAUUACAUGUUUUUAAUGGAGUUGUGAAAUGUCAGAAAGAUUUUUGUCCCCUUGCUUUAUAAUUCUUGUAUUAGAACUGAAGGCUACAAAUUGUAUACAGUCUGACAUGUUUAUAGUAGUUACAGAAUGAAUGGAACUGGAAGUAACCACUAGAUACAAGUGAAUAUGACAGCUAUGUUGUUUAAGUGAUAAUAAUGUCUCCCAUGUGUGGUGGGGGAGACAUAUUUGUUUUAGUUCUGUCCAGCUGUCUGCCAUAAAGUUUCUUCACACAACUCCACCUGACUGAACAUGUUAAAGCAAAUUUCAGCAGACAUAUAUAAAGGUGAACUUCCUAAGCAUGAUCACAAGGGGGCCUCUGUGGCCGAGUGUUAAAUGACCCUGAUUUCAAAUCACUUGCCUCUCAUCGAUGUUGGGGGCGUUGAAUUCUUCAUGUGAGGAAGCUAUCUAGCUGGCUUAUGGAAAGUCAGUGGUUCUACCUAGGACCCGGCCCAUGGUGAAAUAAUGCACAGAGAGGCACCUGGGUCUUCCUCCACCGUCAAAUCUGGAAAGUCAACGUAUGACCUAUAAUUGUGCCGGUGCCAACAAAGAGAACAACAACAAAAAUAAGCAUGAUCAUGCUAUAAACAGGAGAACACUAAUUCAUGUUAGACUGUAUAUAAUAUAGCCUUAUCCAGAAUUUCACUGUUAUCAUUUAGGAUAUAAAUGAUUUUGUUAACUGUUACAGUUUGUGUGCCAGUCAUCUUAUAUGUGUUCAAGUUGUGUACCAGUCAUGCAUGAUUUUAGCUCACCUGUCACAUAGUGACAGGGUGAGCUUUUGUGAUCACAUUGUGUCUGUCCGUCCAUCCAUCUGUCUUUCAUUCACAAUUUCUUUUCAACACUAUAUGAACCACAUUUUGCAACUGGUUUUUAUCAAACUUGCAGACACACUUGUAUUGACAUAUUAUCUCGGUUCCUUUUGAAAACUGGCCAGAUCUCAUGAGUUAUGGCCCCUUAAAGGACCAAACUUUGCUAUUUUUUGCUUAUGAACACAAUAGAGACCACAUUGUGCUAUUGAUUUUGAUAAAACUUGCACACAACUUGUAUUGGCAUAAUAUAUCGGUACCUGUUAAAAACUAGCCAGAUCCCAUCAUGGGUUCUUGAGUUAUGGCCCCUUAAAGAACCAAAUUUUGCUAUUUUUGGCUUGUGAACAAAAUAGAGACCAUAUAUUGCAAUUGAUUUUGAUAAAAUGCGCACACAACUUGUAGUAUUGACAUAAAAUCUCAGUUCCUUUUGAAAACUGGCCAGAUCCCAUCAUGGGUUUCAGAGUUAUGACUCCUUAAAAGGCGAAAAUUUGCUAUUUUUUAACUUUGAACACGAUAAGAGUCUGCAUUUUGCAAUGAUUUUAACAAAACAUGACACAACUUGUAUUGGCAUAAUAUCUCGGUUCCUUUUGAAAACUGUCCAGAUCCCACCAUGGAUUCCAGAGUUAUGGCCCCUUAGAGGGCCAAAAAUUGCUAUUUUGGCUUUUGCAGUCAUAUAGAGACUUCGUUUAUGUAUUGAUUUAAUACAAACUUGCAACAUAUCUUAAGCAACAAUAGAUCUUUGAUUCCACGAUGAAAGAGCCAAAACCUGUUAAUUUUACCUUGUGAACAUGAUAGAAGUGACAUUUUACAUUGGAUUUUAACCACACUUAGACACAGCUUAAGUCACAAUAAUAUCUAUGUUCCUUUCGAAAACAGGCUAGAUUCCCUCGUGGGUUCUAGAGUUAUUGUCCCUGAAUGGGGAAAAAUUUCUAUAUUGGCCCUUGUAGCCAUAUAGAGGUUGAAUUUAUGCUUUGAUUUGAUACAAACUUGCACAGAAUGUUUAUUUUGAUGAUCUCUAGGCCAAGGUCGAAACUGGGUCAUGUGGGGUCAAUGACUAGGUCACCAGGUUAAAUCAAACGAAAAUCUUGUUAAAACCCUAGAGGCCAUAUUUAUGAACCUUUUUUUUUCA